UCCAAGAAAACAGUCGUUUGAUGAUCCUGUUUCUUUAAGAAACACUGAACGACGAGCUCGAAACCGACUUUAGCCUCAUCCCUCCCACAGUCUGCGUUACGUCACCCACUGUCACUCAGCGGUCACCUGCUUCAGCUGAGGGCUGAAACCCACGGGGAGAACACGGAGAAGCUAACAGCCAGUUGCCACAAUGCUCGCUCGCCUGUUAGCGUCGCUCGUCAACAACCUUCACGUCGUUGAGAAGUUGGCGGAGUCUCGACCGAUUCGCAGGGCGGCUCAGAUCACAGCUUAUGCUAUCACCAAGGCUCAGAUAGCCGGACGGGACGCCUCGGACCGGGCCUUGCGCUCCCAGACGCUACGGCAGGUCCGGGACGAGGCCAGCAAAGUGCCCGGGGAUCUGGGAGAGAUCAGUGGCCGCCUCAAGAGAGUCAGAGACACGUUUGUGAAUGAGGUGAAGUCAGGCUGGAAGGACGGAUCCAGGCAGGUGAAGAAGUGAAGAAGACAAGCUGGUUGUGGGAUGUGACCGAAACGCUGCUGCUUGAACUAAAUAGAACUAUUGUGUGAGCACAUUGUCAGCAUGGCACAGAGACGGCGUGCUGGUGAACCAUCACCAUCAGGGUGCGCUCAGGUGGUCGGUAAUGUCUGUACUUGCAAUCUGCAAGGUCAGUUUAUAACAAACUGUGGUUAGAAAAAUCAAUGUGUUUUUAAACUUCUGAAAACACGUGGGAGCUUGAAGUGUGCUCUUUACCUCCCACAAACUUCUGAUGGUGACGUGGACGCUGUGUUUAAGUAAAACAUUUUGUUUAGAAGAUUUAGAUUGGCUUCUGAUGAGGCCUUCUUGACAUUCAUCCCUUGUAGCGAACUGUGCAAUCAUUUGUCUGUAACACAUCAUCCUGCCAAAGAGCCUUUUCUGGCUCUGUGUUUCUAGAGUAAAAAAGUAUUCAUAUUAAGUGAGAUGUGCUGCGUAAAAAGACCUUUUAGAUGUGACUCAAUCAAUAAAUAUUAUAAUUCAAAACUGCUGAUAGUCUGCACUUAAAUCCCAUCUUGAUUGUAUUAAACUGCUGUAGUGGUGUACAGAGACGCAAUUGCCCAGAAACUUUAUACCUCACAAUCAAUGGGUGAGUUUUACAGUAGGAAUCCGGUCAUAUCAGGGAAAGCACACUUGCUACCAAAUGAAAAUAACUUGUUAGUAAAGGAACACUUUUUAAUUGGUGUACAGCAUUAGUUGAUUAAACUUCAGGGAUAUUGAUUUGGUCAGUUUAGUAGUAGAAGGGUUUUAUAGUUUCAGCUACCUUGGUGUCAAUGAAAUAGUCUUAUUGCUGCCCCUCUAAUUAUCCCCAAAAGAGUAGGAAUUUUACAGGUGGAGGCCA
Molecule: messenger RNA, 1370 nt
Organism: Haplochromis burtoni (Burton's mouthbrooder)
Lineage: Eukaryota; Metazoa; Chordata; Actinopteri; Cichliformes; Cichlidae
Gene: ncbp2as2
Product: protein NCBP2AS2
Exons: 2
Coding region: 191-496 (101 amino acids)
Source: RefSeq, a predicted model, not a curated record